GGUCGAUCCCCUCCCACAGUCGCUGCCCUCACGGCUGUGGUGCAGCCUUGCUCAUUGACUACGGAACCACUACUGCGUAUGCCGGAAGAGAAUUAUCCAGAGCUGGACAGGCAAAUGCCACAAAGAUCAGGAACUUCUGACGCAGUUUUAGAUACAGCGUGGGAGCAAGUCUCAACGUGGUCUAGUUGCCUCGAAUGGUCGCCCGCAAAGGAGGUUACUUUUAUGCCGGAAUCCGAUUUUCCUAUAGCAGAAGAUCCACCACUCAGCCCAGAUUCACUGGUUCCUGGCUACCCUGCGCCGGAGAAUACUGCACAGCGGCAGCAGACGGUGCCUCCCAUCGUCGAUGGAUUCCCCCCCCCGGGUUUUCUUCUCACUCCACGGUUCAACUUGACCCACAAUAUUCGGUCAAGUAGUCAUACCUCCGAGAUUGCUGUGGAAGAGCAAUCUUCGUGCUCAUGCGUAAACUCUGCUGUCUUAUUGCUAGAUGAACUGCAGGCGCCACACCGUAACGGCGGCGGCUCUGGCGAGCAGAGUCUCGAGUGCAUCCUCUCGAUUUACCAGGAGGUGCUCACCCUAAGCAAGCGCAUGAUCAACUGCGACACUUGCCGAAGGAAGUCGGAGAAUAUGAUGGUUCUUACUAUGGUGUUGGAAAGAUUAGCCAUUCUGUGUAGGGAAGUGAUUGAUGCUUUUAUCGUCCAACGAGGAGCCAGUGUCAAUGUCAAUGCCAAUGUCAACCAGCCGCAGCGGUUGAUCUUGGGCGAGUACCAGAUCGAGGGCGGAGACUAUGAGGUCAUGAUGGGGAUGCUAGUGACGAGGCGCCUGUCGGAGUUGGAAGACCUACUAACCUGUAUGAGGACGAUCAGUGCCUCCACCCGCCGCCCUCACCAGCAGGCCAGAUUGAUGCGCGUUGGUCAGCAUGUUGAAGACUUGUUUUCAAAGCUAGCAUCUAUCUGUCCUUCGGUCACCGAAUGGAAUGUUGAU
This is a messenger RNA of Aspergillus brunneoviolaceus CBS 621.78, 981 nucleotides long. RefSeq lists its product as uncharacterized. The transcript is spliced from 2 exons. The annotation marks the transcript as partial. NCBI's taxonomy places the organism in Eukaryota, Fungi, Ascomycota, Eurotiomycetes, Eurotiales, Aspergillaceae. The record is from RefSeq and is a predicted model, not a curated record.